Alternaria arborescens is the source of this 304-nucleotide messenger RNA. RefSeq lists its product as hypothetical. The transcript has 2 exons. The record is from RefSeq and is a predicted model, not a curated record. Lineage: Eukaryota; Fungi; Ascomycota; Dothideomycetes; Pleosporales; Pleosporaceae. The annotation marks the transcript as partial. Gene Ontology annotation, molecular function: carbonate dehydratase activity; zinc ion binding.
GGCCACUAAGCAUGUUCCUCUUCCUUACAUCUCCGAGUUGAGCACUCUUAGAGCUCCUCCUAUUCGUACUCUAAUCGAGGUUAUUAUUCAUCGCAAUGCUAGCGGCAACGUUCAGCAUGCUUUCCGGGACAUCAGCGUCCUGGACAGCCUCUUUACCAUCGAUGAAAUCGCCGUCAUCCACCACACCGACUGUGGCACCCUCCACUUCAAGGAGGAGCAGGUCCGCGACUAUGUAAAGAAGCAAACCGACGAGACUCACUGGGCUGAAGUUGACAAGAUGGUCUUCAGCGCAAAUGCGGAGUAA